Messenger RNA from Scomber scombrus (Atlantic mackerel), 1567 nucleotides. RefSeq names its product carboxypeptidase M (gene cpm). The transcript has 9 exons. The coding region runs from base 1 to 1425 and encodes 474 amino acids. The record is from RefSeq and is a predicted model, not a curated record. Gene Ontology annotation, biological process: proteolysis. Gene Ontology annotation, molecular function: zinc ion binding; metallocarboxypeptidase activity. Gene Ontology annotation, cellular component: cell surface. Lineage: Eukaryota; Metazoa; Chordata; Actinopteri; Scombriformes; Scombridae.
AUGUCAUCACUCCUCCUCCUCACCUUCCUCACCGUCCUCGCCUUCCUCGCCUCCGCCUCAACGUUGGACUUUCGUUACCACGACAACCCUGAGAUCGAGCAGUACCUCCUCCAGGUCAACGCCUCCAACAGUGACAUCACACACCUGUACAGCGUCGGGAAGUCUAUCAGAGGUCAGCAGCUGUGGGUGUUGGCUCUGGGUGUCAGUCCUCACCGUCACACCGUUGGCAUCCCAGAGUUCAAAUAUGUGGCGAACAUGCACGGAAAUGAGGUUCUCGGCCGGGUGCUGCUGCUACAGCUGAUCAAUGACCUGGUGCGUGGUUACCGUAACAACGAGACGUGGUCGUUGCGGUUACUGAACAGCACACGCAUCCACAUCAUGCCGACGAUGAACCCCGACGGAUUCAGUCAGGCGGGCACACACUGCAUGUACAGCCAGGGCAGGUUCAACUAUAACGGUGUGGAUCUGAACAGGAACUUCCCCGACGCUUUCUCCGGUCUGCGAAGGCAACAGCAGCUUAACGAGGAGAAGAGGGAACCAGAGGUCAGAGCUGUGAUGGACUGGUUGAAGAUGGAGAGUUUUGUUCUGUCUGCGAACCUUCACGGAGGAGCUCUGGUGGCCAGUUACCCGUACGACAACAGCAACGGGGGCAGCGAGCUGGUGGGCGGGGCCAGCGUCUCCCCCGACGACGACGUGUUCGUCCACCUCGCCAAGGUGUACUCCCACAACCACGCCUCCAUGCACAACGGCGGCCGCUGCGACGACAACAGACCGUUCUUGGACGGUAUCACCAACGGUUACCAGUGGUACCCGCUGUCAGGUGGGAUGCAGGACUAUAACUAUGUGUGGGCUCAGUGUUUGGAGUUGACUCUCGAGGUUUCCUGCUGCAAGUUUCCUCCAGCCAAAGAACUUCCUGUUCACUGGACGGACAACAGGAAGUCUCUGCUGGCCUUCAUCCAGCAGGUCCAUCUGGGAGUCAAAGGUCGUGUGCUUGAUGGCUCCGGAGUGCCGGUGCAGAACGCAGUGGUGCAGGUCAAAGGUCGCAGUAAUAUGUGUCCGUUCAGAACCGACCGACAUGGAGAAUAUUACAGACUGCUGCUGCCGGGAAACUACAGCUUCACGGUGACGUACCCGGAUCACGAGGUUUUAACGGAGAAACUAACCGUCCCGUACGGUCCCGAUAAAUACUCAGCCCUGAGACACGACUUCCUGUUACGAAGCAUCACCACGACAACCGGCGGCGCCCCGGGCUCACCCAUUUCGGCUCGCCCCACCUCGGCUCGCCCCACCUCGGCUCGCCCCACCACCGCCUGUAACCACACCUUACAGCAGGAGGGGGGCGGGGCUGCUGUCACCAGGCCCACCUGGACGGGGCUGGCUGUGGCGCUGAGCCUGGCGGCGGGACUCAGAUCCCUGUUAGACUGAAGGGAGCACGGCGGUCAGGAGGUCGCGGGUUCGAUUCCAGCUGCAACACCUGACCCGAGUGUCUCUGAGCAACACUGAACAACAUCAACACUGAAACAUGAAGUCCAUCAGAGGUUUCGGAAGAGACUCAACUUUUGGGUUU